AUCUCCUGGUAUCCUGGGCACAUUGCGAAAGCUGAGAAAGUUCUUCAGGAUGUUCUCAGCGCUGUUGAUGUCGUUGUGGAGGUGAGGGAUGCAAGGAUACCCAUUUCCACGUCGCAUCCGAUGAUUGACAAUUGGCUGAAGAACAGAAAAGCUACCAGAAUCAUUUGCAUGAGCAAGGUAGACAUGGUCCCGGCAUCAUCCAUCAGCAUGUGGAAAGCAUUCUUGGAGAACAGCAUGAAUACGUCUGUCGUUUUCAUGAACUGCAAGGAGGGGGGAGACGGUCUCAUACACCUCAAACGAGCCAUCAAGAAGGAGAGGGAAAAGGUUAACACUCGCCGAGAGGAACGAGGAAUAGCUCCGCGCAAUGUGAAGGUAGCAGUGAUUGGUUACCCCAAUGUUGGAAAGUCCGCCCUGUUAAAUCGUCUGGCGGGAAUGAAGAAGGCGAAGUCAGAAAACAGAGCAGGAGUGACGAAAUCGUUGCAAUGGUCGAGGGUGGAAGGAUACGACCUUUUGGACUCUCCCGGGAUUAUUCCUGCCAAGUUGUUGACGCAAGAGAUUGCGUUGCAUCUUGCAAUCUGCGAUGACAUCGGCAAGGCAUCCUACGACACCAUCCUCGUUGCUGCACAUCUGGUCGAUGAGAUUCGCAAGGUUGGUUUUUCUCUUCCCUCCUAUGUGGAUCUCGGAGGGUUUCAGCGGCGGUACAACCUUCCCAUCGGGACAAUGAGUGGAGAAGAGUACAUCUUCAGACUUGCUCACACUAAAUUCUUCGGCCUGGAACUGCCAGCGGCUGAAAGAAUCUUGGAUGACUUCAGGGGAGGAAGGCUUGGGGUGUUCGCACUCGAGCCUCCUCCGACG
Molecule: messenger RNA, 855 nt
Organism: Guillardia theta CCMP2712
Lineage: Eukaryota; Cryptophyceae; Pyrenomonadales; Geminigeraceae
Exons: 1
Cellular component (GO): mitochondrion
Molecular function (GO): GTPase activity; GTP binding
Source: RefSeq, a predicted model, not a curated record